AAGGCCUGAACAGAAGAAUAUGGUGAUAGACAUACUACGUUCUAGUAAAACUGUCACAGAGAAAGUCUAAAGACUGGAGGAGCAUUUUGAAGAUUAUUAAUAUAGGAAGAAAAUGAAAGCAGUUCUAGUAUUUCUCUUUAUAAUUUCUCCAGUUAUUUUAACUAGAACAGAUGGAGAUGGUGAUACCUCCUUUGAACCAGUAAUUUCUGAGUCAAAGUCUAGGUUUGCCAUGUUACAGGAUGUGCAGUUGCUAGCCAAUGGACUGCUCCAUCUUGGGCGUGGUCUUAAAGAUUUUGCUAUCAAGACUAAGGACCAGAUGGACGACAUCUUUCAGAAGCUUAAUAUUUUUGACCAUUCCUUCUCUGAAAUCUCGCAACAAACCAAUGAAAUUAAGGAGGAAGAGGAACAAUUAAGAAAAACAACAAUCAGACUACAAGCUAAUAACGAAGAGAUAAGGAAUGCCUCUCUGGAGCUUAAUUCCAAAAUACAAAUUCUUUCACAAGAAAAGAUUCAACUUCAAGACAAAGUUGGGAGGCUUGAAGAAAAAUUAACUGAGUUGUUUCAGACCCUACUUGAAAUUCAGGAAACGGAAGAAAUUGUAUCACUCAGAAAUUUGGUUAAGCAGCAAGACAGCCACCUCCAAAAUCUUCUCAAGAUAGUUCAAGUCCAACAUGCCCAGCUUGCCAAACAACAAGAGCAAAUGCUGGACCUGGAAGAGAAGGAUUUGUCUCAAUCGCUUCAGAGAAGUAACCCUGCUCCUCAAGAUAACACACAGCUAUUCACUGUGAACGUUGAUGAAACAAGGAACACUAAACUUAAUGCGACAUCUAAAAUUCAGUAUUAUGAAGGCAAUGCUACUGAUUGCUCUUGGAUAUACAACAGUGGUGAAAGAUCUAAUGGUAUUUAUUCUAUUAAACCCAGAGGAUCCAACGCGUUUAAUGUCUACUGUGAGAUGAAAACAGAAAGCUCAUGGACUGUCAUUCAAAACAGAUUAGAUGGAUCAGUAGAUUUCAAUCAAACCUGGGAGAACUAUAUAAAUGGGUUUGGCAAACUUGAUGGAGAAUUUUGGCUCGGACUACAUAAGAUCUAUUCCAUUGUAGACAAUACCAACUACAUCCUACGUAUUGAGCUAGAAGACUGGAGAGCUAACAAACGUUAUAUCGAGUAUACAUUCACCAUGGGAGGAUCAGAAACAGACUACAGUAUUCUUCUCUUCAGGCUUAUUGGAAAUAUCCCCAGUGCUCUGCCUGAGCAAAAAGAGGUGAAGUUCUCUACAAAGGAUCAUGAAAACAAUGCAGAAAGAAAUAUCAACUGCCCAGAAAGUUAUUCAGGUGGUUGGUGGUACAAUGCAUGCGAAGAAACAAACCUAAAUGGAAAAUACAUCAAGCCGAGUUCAAAAGGCAGACUAGAAAGGAAGAAGAGGGGACUGUACUGGAAGCCUCGGAAAGGAAGACCCUACCUUCUCAAAUCAACCAAACUGAUGAUCCAUCCUACAGAUUUUGAAAAUUUUGAUUGAGUAUCUUCAUUCAGAAUUGACCUGAUAAACCAUAAACUACUUCAACUGGAGCUGUGCAUAGACUCUUUUUGGUGCUCAAAAGAAACUGGACUAAAGAUUUUCAUUGUUCCUUAAUAUAUUCCUUUACGUGGCUGUCCUACAUUUCUUCAUAUGCUUGUUUCAUAUAAAAACCAGAGUGCCUUGGUCACACUUUUCAAGAGAUGGACAGAAUUAUGGAAGAGGAAAAGCUUUGCUGGGCCUGCUGUGGGCUCUAGAAACCUCGUUAGCACCAGAUAACUGUAAAUGAAGCUAUUUUACCUUAGCUAUUGGGAGAGGGGAAGAAAGGUUAAUCUCAGUUCUCCUUUUCCAGAGGAAUUGCCUAGGGAUGGCCCUGGGUACAGUGAGGAAAAGGGAACUGCCAUGGCUGAAAAGAACCAGAUCAAGGCAAAAUCUUUUGUCUCACAACAGAGGUGGAAAGAAGAGAUGAUAAUUCAUCAUUCUAUCACAGCCUGAAUUUACCCAUCCAGCCUGUCACGUUAUGUUGAAGAAGGCAAUGGAGCCAAUUCCCUUCUAUAGCAGAAAGCAAGCUAUAGUACUGCUUUUCAGGUCACUGGGAAUCUAAGAGUCAUGGGUAGGGCUGCCAGGCUGAACCUAAGAUCCUGUUCCUGUAGCUUUAAUCAUUAGCAAAUCUUAGAUCAGGAAGAGGUAUCAUAAAGUGCUAACGCCCCCUUUAGCUGCUACAGCUGGUCCCCAAAACAGAUAAUUAUUUGGUGGGUUGAGAAGUGCCCAACUCUGUUCCUGUAGCUGGAUGCACAACACUGAAGGUGAACCUCUUUUGUUUGCAUGUAUUGGUGGUGGUGGGAGGCUCUGGGUACAAAAUGCCAACUCCUAUUCACUUGUAAAUAUGCAAACAUGUCAAAACAAUUUUGUUUGUAGCACUGACAUUCCAGUAUUAUGCCUUCUGUAUUAUCAGCACAAUCACUGUAAUUAAUAUAAUUCACUCAAAUGACCAACACUAAAAACAGAAGAAUAUGUGUUCAGCUGUAAGCCACAGCACAAGCUAAUCUUGGAAAAUUGUUCUUUGCCAUUUUUUCCCUUAUGACCUCUUGAAAGAUGUUAAGACUAGUGGAGAUUCUGAAGAAAAAAAAUCAAAAUGUUUUGUGAAUAAACUGACAAGACAACACACUGUGUUUCCAAACUAUGAAAGCUACUUUUUGAAUAAGAUUUGUGGUUGCGGGGGUGGGGGCUGCUGGAACUAAGAACAGCAUUUUUAUUUGAGUUAACAGUACUUCAGAUAGGCAAAUACUGUAACCAUAACCUGGUCAUCUUUGCUGUAAUAAGUAGUGUGAACAAUUUGGCCUCAGUAACACUAAUCAAAGUAAUGCACUCUAGACAGAUAAUACAUAAAGGUACAGCUGCUUUGAUGCCUUCAGGGGCUGAUCAUAAGAGGUAGAUUAAUACAGACCAAGCUUCUUAAACGCAAAUCUUCUUGUCUUGAUUGAGUUGUUAAAGUUAAAUAAAUGUGGUAGGCUUGCAGAAAGAAUUUUCAGAUUGUGUCACAGUGACUGUUACCUGUUUACUGCAGGAUUUUCUAUACAUUUGUUGCAUUUUAACAUUUUGACAGAUCAUUUGUAAAACUGUACAACUAUAUUCUGUUUGCACAACCUGCUAACUGCCUUAAUGUCUAUCGCAACACACUUAUUCACGUUAAUUACAAUGUACUUAUGUUAAUGUGCUAAAAUAAUUAUGUAUACUUUAAACUCAAUCAAAUUUCAAAGUUUAAUGCCUACAUGUUACAGAACAUAGAUAUUAAUUAAAUCCAGUACGUAGUUUUAAACUUUA
Messenger RNA from Sceloporus undulatus (fence lizard), 3337 nucleotides. RefSeq names its product angiopoietin like 3 (gene ANGPTL3). The record is from RefSeq and is a predicted model, not a curated record. Gene Ontology annotation, biological process: triglyceride homeostasis; cholesterol homeostasis; phospholipid catabolic process. Bases 113 to 1516 code for a protein of 467 amino acids. Lineage: Eukaryota; Metazoa; Chordata; Lepidosauria; Squamata; Phrynosomatidae. The transcript is spliced from 7 exons.